Molecule: messenger RNA, 290 nt
Organism: Linum tenue
Lineage: Eukaryota; Viridiplantae; Streptophyta; Magnoliopsida; Malpighiales; Linaceae
Source: the annotation of a GenBank genome assembly
GUAUCACUAAUUGUCCCAAUAUGUAGAAGUGGUACUAGGGUUUUCUUUUGCAAUGGCCAGAACAAAGAUCACAGCUAUAGCAUCCCCUGUAACACAACAACCUGAUGCAGGAAUGGCCAAAACAAAGAUACCAGCUACAACAUCUGUGAAAAACAAACAACCUGCUGGUUAUGUUUCUCGGCAGGUAGCAGUCCGCUUGGGGACUCUAGUGAUUCUGGUGCUGGCCUAGUAAGAAACGGCCACGUGAUGAGGUAGCCAAGAGUUUCAAGAAGGAGAAGAAGCAACGGACU